AUGAGCCGCCAAAACAAGAAAACCACGUCCGACGAUCUUACUGGGCGGACACCAAUAAUGCGGGUGGCAAAUCCGGCAGCGAAGCAAAAAGCCAGCUGCCGCCAGUGCGAAGAUCAAAAGCGCGAGUUCGAAGAGCUCGCGGAAAAAGUCGACCAUUUGGAGGAAGUGGUCGACGAACCGGAGGUGGAAGAAGAACUAAGAUACGAUUAUAGUAACUGGAAGAUGAAGGUGGAAGCGGGGUGUGGGAUUGCCUUUGAGGAUGGAACAUCGAUCUUUGAAGGUGUUCUUGAAUAUGCAGAUGUGGGAGCUGGUCAUGUGGUAGUUGGUGGAAGUGGGAGUGGUGGAGGAGCGGAACGGAAAGAUGACGAGACUGACGAACUCUGGUUAAAACGUCAUUGGCUUUGUCGUCAGUGA
Paraglomus occultum is the source of this 414-nucleotide messenger RNA. The record is from the annotation of a GenBank genome assembly. NCBI's taxonomy places the organism in Eukaryota, Fungi, Glomeromycota, Glomeromycetes, Paraglomerales, Paraglomeraceae.